CAGAAAUCCUGUGGGUGUGGCGAACAUGGGAAGGGUUUCAGGGAAAAGGUUUGCCUCAACAAACAGGGAAAUCGCACAAAAGAAAAACCCAAUGGAGACAGCAGUUGUGGGAAAACAGUCUCCCAGAAGACAGGCCUCUCUGUACCUGAGAUGAUCCGUGCUGGAGAGAAGCCUUAUAAGUGUUUGGAAUGUGCAAAAACCUUCUCCCACAAAUCACGUCUCAUGGAACAUCAUCGAUCACAUACGGGAGAGAAGCCCUAUAGCUGCAGAGAAUGUGGAAAGGCUUUCUCCCGGAAGUCAUGCCUCAUUAUACACUACAGAAUCCACACGGGAGAAAAGCCCUAUGGCUGCAGUGAAUGUGGGAAAGCCUUUUUUCAGAAGUCACACCUCAUUCUCCAUCAGAGGACUCACACAGGAGAGAAGCCCUAUGGGUGCAGUGAAUGUGGGAAAGCCUUCUCCCAGAACUCAUGCCUUAUCAUACACAAGAGAACUCAUAUGGGAAAGAAACCCUACGAAUGCUCCGACUGCAGGAAGACCUUCUCCCAGAAGGCAAAUCUCAUCCGGCAUCAUAGAAUUCACACGAGGGAGAAACUGGAUGAAUGAGAGCAAAAGUUACAUCAAGAAGUCCCAACCUAUCUAGGGACAGAAACCUGUGGAUGUGGAAAAGCCCUCAGCAAGAAAUCCAAUGCCCCUGUGUGCAGAGAUCCAUACUGAGGUGAGAUCCUGCCAAUCUGGUGAAUUAGGAAAAGCUUUGUUCUGUUAAAACCAAUGAUGGAAGGAUACUGAUGGGCUAGAGUGAUAUAUUUUCAUAGGAUAUACUUGAUUAUAAAGGGCAUCUAUGUAAACUGUGGAUAUUGAGCUUCUAAAUAUAGGAAUAAAUUGUAUCAUUAAGAUGUAAUAAGCAUCAGAACAAUCCCAGAUGUAUAUAGGGGUUAUGUUCCUGUGUAUGCUACAUAAAAAUUAUUUAUUUUUGUGUUUCAUUGGUGAACUGAACAUAAUUGUGAAUUUUGUAUAUGUGUAUACUGUGUUAUAUAGAAUAAUAUCUAUCAAGACGUUCUACACUAAAUUAUACCAUCCUGUCUUUGUAAUAUAUAUUAUAACUGGAGUGAUGUGAAUUAAUUAUUAAACCAGAAGUCCAUAUACAGUGCCA
This is a messenger RNA of Galeopterus variegatus (Sunda flying lemur), 1150 nucleotides long. Its product is annotated as zinc finger protein OZF-like. Bases 151 to 603 code for a protein of 150 amino acids. The transcript has a single exon. NCBI's taxonomy places the organism in Eukaryota, Metazoa, Chordata, Mammalia, Dermoptera, Cynocephalidae. The record is from RefSeq and is a predicted model, not a curated record.